This is a messenger RNA of Drosophila ficusphila, 2775 nucleotides long. It is a transcript of the gene mal, whose product is annotated as molybdenum cofactor sulfurase. Gene Ontology annotation, biological process: Mo-molybdopterin cofactor biosynthetic process. The record is from RefSeq and is a predicted model, not a curated record. Gene Ontology annotation, molecular function: molybdenum ion binding; molybdenum cofactor sulfurtransferase activity; pyridoxal phosphate binding. Lineage: Eukaryota; Metazoa; Arthropoda; Insecta; Diptera; Drosophilidae.
AUGUUUUUUUUCCCCGGAAAGAGUAUGGCGCAACAAAUGCCGCGAUUAAUUGCAGGCCGGUCGCAAAUAAAUAAAACCCGAUUCCCACACAACUGGAACAGUUCCCAACAUGUCGCUAUAUCGCCCGGAAUUCUCCCCAGCGGAGCAAUCGAACAUCGACGCGGAAUUCUCUAGAUUGGCCAACAACAAAAGUGUUUACCUGGAUCAUGCGGGCACUACUCUAUAUGCCGAAAACCAGGUGAAAGCCGCCGCGGAGCAACUGCAGCGGAACGUCAUCUGCAAUCCACACACCUGUCGUCUCACCGGCGAUUUCGUCGACCAAGUGCGCUUCAAGGUACUGGAAUUUUUCAACACAACCGCCGAGGAUUACCAUGUGAUUUUCACAGCGAAUGCCACAGCGGCCUUGUCCCUGGUGGCGGAUAAUUUUGACUUUGGAUCGUCGGGAAACUUCCACUUCUGCCAGGAGAAUCACACUUCUGCGAUGGGAAUGCGAGAACGGGUCCAUGCAAAUGGUAUCUACAUGCUCAAGGAAGAAGAAAUAUCUGCCGGAUUGUGCAAAGAAAAUGGAAUAGUUCAGAAUGGAUACGAUAAAGCCGGAAAUUCACUGGUGAUUUUUUCCGCCCAAUGCAACUUUAGCGGCUACAAAAUUCCUUUGGAUGCCAUCGAAAAAAUCCAACUCCAUGGAUUGUCCAAGCCAGGAAAACAAAUUUGGGGUUCUACAAAAGAAAAGGCAGAGAAUGUGGAUAACAAUUACUAUAUUUGCCUUGAUGCGGCAUCAUUUGUGGGCACCAGUCCUUUGGAUCUGCAAAAAUACCAUCCAGAUUAUGUGUGUCUUAGCUUCUACAAGAUAUUCGGUUAUCCCACGGGCGUUGGUGCCUUGUUAGUCAGUCGACGAGGAGCGGAGGCUUUUGGAAAGCGCCGCUUUUUUGGAGGUGGUACUAUCAACUAUGCAUAUCCCCAUGCCAUGGACUACCAGCAGCGGGAGUCUUUUCACCAGCGCUACGAAGACGGCACCCUGCCAUUUCUUUCCAUUGUCGGAUUGCUCGAAGGAUUUCGCACGCUGGAUAGAUUGGUGCCCAAAACAGAAGAGUUCAGCACCAUGGAAAGGAUUUCGAGACACGUUUUUGGCCUGGCGAAGUACCUGGAGGACCAGUUGAAGCAAUUGAAGCACCCGAACGGAGAGCCACUCAUCCAGCUGUACAACAAAGCGGGCUACCAGGAUAAAUCCCGCCAGGGAGGCAUUGUGGCCUUUAAUGUGCGCACAGAGUCCGGUUCCUUUGUGGGAUUCGGGGAAAUCGCCUGCGUGGCUGCUCUGCACGGAAUCCUUCUACGAACUGGUUGCUUCUGCAACAUUGGAGCUUGUCAAUAUUACCUGGAUCUGGAUGAAGACGCCAUGGAUGCGAUUUACAAACGGGCGGGUCGCAUUUGCGGUGACUACUUUGACUUGAUCGAUGGUCAGCCGACGGGAGCGGUACGUGUUUCCUUCGGCUACAUGACCACCAUUCAGGAUGUGGAAGAGCUGUUGAAGAUGCUGCGCCUUAGUUAUUUAGCUACCAAACCACAGCAGCGGAUUCAAUUCAUCGAAGAACAGGCGGAGCAAUUGCCGCCUGUGCUCAAGGAACGAGUCCAGCUGUUAAGGCCGAAACUCCUUCAAAUGGCCAUUUAUCCGGUGAAGUCCUGUGCUGCAUUUAAGGUCGAAGGGCAGGAUUCUUGGCCGUUGACGGAACAGGGUCUUAAAUAUGACCGCGAAUGGAUGAUUGUGGACAUGAAUGGCAUGGCAUUGACCCAGAAACGCUGCACGGAAUUGUGCCUUGUGAAGCCAGUGAUCAAAGAAAACCAGUUGGAGCUGCAAUUUGGAGACAGUUCCUCAGUUUCAGUGCCCCUUUCUCUGGAGGAUCAGGCGGCGGAUUCGGCCAAGUGUGUCAGCAAGGUCUGUCGACAGCCUGUGGAAGGUUUAGAUUGCGGCGAGGAGGUGGCCCAGUGGUUAAGUCAGAACCUUGGUUUGGAGGGCCUUCGAUUGCUCCGGCAAUCGGGCCAGAGAAACUCCUCCAAGGCUAAGCAGAAGCUGAGUCUGGUGAAUCAAGCCCAGUUCUUGCUGGUCAACCGAUCUUCAGUGCGAUCUCUACAAUUCGAGGAGCCCCUCGACGAGACUGUGGAUCGUUUCCGAGCCAAUAUUAUCAUAGAUACAGGCUGCGCCUUCGAGGAGCUCGCCUACAAGUCCCUCACCAUCGGAGGCAUCCAGUUUCAGGUGGAGGGUCCCUGCCAGCGCUGUGAUAUGAUCUGCAUUAACCAAAGGACCGGUGAAAGAUCGCCGGAAACGUUGACUACGAUUUCCCGCCUGCAAAGUGGUCGCAUGCGGUUUGGCAUUUAUAUUACGAGAAUCGCCAAGGACUCAAUCGACUCUGAGGCCAUGGAACAUCACAUGACCUGUGGCGAUAUUGUCCUGGUGGAGUAAGAUCUUUUCACAACACAUAGUUUUCAGUUUUUAUACCAAAAACUCAGCUAGUUGUUUACUUAGAAGGAUAUUUAUAUAUAUCCAACAAUUAUGUUUUUAACAUGUGUAUAAGAUUACUUUUUGACUAUUCUUUCAUUACCAUCACCAAUUGCUUAUAUUAUAUAUUAAUAUUGGUUACGAUUUUAUGUAACUUUAAUGUAUAAAAAAACGCAAACAUUCACAUUCAUAUAUAUUAACCAAAUACCUCUUGCCAGUGUCUUAAGCCUAGGAAAGGCAUUUUUUGAUAAAUAAAUACAAUCAAUACAUUUGUAUUAUCUACA